Molecule: messenger RNA, 1656 nt
Organism: Xenopus laevis (African clawed frog)
Lineage: Eukaryota; Metazoa; Chordata; Amphibia; Anura; Pipidae
Product: putative nuclease HARBI1
Exons: 2
Coding region: 267-1364 (365 amino acids)
Source: RefSeq, a predicted model, not a curated record
AUAUAGCUGCAGAUAUUUAGCUGCCUAGGACACAGAUAUAGGAUGGUGCUGAGGAGGAACCUGUUAUGCCAACCCCUAGACUGGACAUUGCACUAGGCUUUCAUGUGAAUGCUAUUAUUGCACAUGUAAUUCACUACCAUGUAUGUAUGUGCAGUAAUGAAUGUGUUAAGGAUGGAUGGGUUGGCUAGGGUGUCUAGGUGGCCUGGCCUACCACUGUUUUGAAUGUUUCAUUGUUGUAAUAAAAGUUUUUCUUUUCUUUUUAGAUUAUGGAAAUUAUAUUUCCCUCACUGUUUUUCUUCCAUUUAAGAAAGAAAAGAAUGGAAAAAGUCGAUAAGCCUUUUAAUAAUGGAAAGCAAGUUAAAAGGCGCAAAUGCCAGAAGAUAAAAAUGUUUCGUGACCGAGUGACGCUGGUGGACCUAACGGACACUGAGAUUAAGGAUCGAUACAGGCUAAACACUGUGGAGAUUCUAUCGCUGUAUGAUGUGCUGAAAGUGAAUUUGUGCAAGCCAACUAAAAGAUCUCACGCCAUCCCUGGCCUUGUACGUUUGCUGUUGGCAUUAAAUUUUUUUGCAAAAGGUGACUUUCAAAGUUGCAUAGCAGUGAUUGGCGGUGUGUCUCAAAGCUCUUGCAGCCGCUCAUUGGAUGAAGUUUUGAAAGCAAUUAUGUUAGUUUAUAAAUCGUAUGUCUACUUUCCUUCUGACAGCAGUUAUUUGAAUACAGUUAAAGGAAAAUUUUAUGAGAUUGGCGGAUUUCCUAACAUUGUGGGAAUUAUAGUUUGUACACACAUUACACUAUGCCCACCUGCUGACCUGGAGCACAUUUACAGAAAUCGGAAGAGCUCCCACAGCAUUAAUGUCCAGCUUGUGUGUUCCUUUAAUCUAAAAUUUGUGGAUAUAGUUGCUAAAUUCCCAGGCUCUUCUCACGAUUCGUAUAUCUUGUCAAAUUCAUCUUUGUCUGAACGUUUUCAACAGGGCGAAUUCAAAGAUUCGUGGCUAUUAGGAGAUUGUGGAUAUCCGUUAAAAACUUGGCUGAUGACGCCAGUGUGGCGGCCUAAGAAUGCAAAAGAAAAAAACUACAACCGAGUCCAUGCUACAACAAGAUGUAUAAUUGAAAGAGCAUUUGGAAUCUUAAAGAGCAAAUUCCGUUGUUUGGACAUCACUGGGGGGUCACUACUGUACUCGCCUGAAAAGGUGUGCUACAUUGUUGUAGCGUGUGUUGUUUUACAUAAUAUCAUUAUACAAAGGGUCCAAAAUGAUGUAUGUGAAAUCCAACCAGCAUGUGAAGAAAACACUGACCUUCAAAUGCAUGUUGACCAGAAUGAAGCAAUUAUCACAAGGAACGAUUUGAUUCAACGAUUUUUUUGAUUGAUUCACUUGACUUUGGGAGGUUACAUUUUUUUUUGUAAAACUUGUUUAUAUUCUUAUUGUUGAUAUCUUGUUAAAUGUAUUCAUAUGAAAAGCUUACAAAACAAUCUUAAAAGGGUGGUUCUCCUUUACAGUAAAUUUACUUAUGUUAUAGAAAGGCUAAUUGAAAGGAACUUUUCAAUUGUUUUUCAUUAUUUAAUUUAAUUUAGAGUUAUAUGUCAUUUAUAUGCCAUUUUCUUCUAACUCUUCUUUUGACAGCAUUCCAAUGGGCGUCACUGUCCCCCUUCUAAAA